AUGGUCAGCAGCCCGCAUAUGGACAGCAACAACCACCCUAUGGACAACAACAACCCUAUGGACAGCCACAUCAGCCCUAUGGAGCACCACCGCAGCAACCAGCUUACGGGCAGCAAUAUCCCCCUAACCAGGCUCAAUACGUUCGUUUUUUUCUCUUCCAGCGGACAAGGCCCACCGGGCCAAUUCCGUGCAGGCCAACCCGGCUAUCCUCCACAGGGAGGACCCGGCUAUCCUCCCCAAGGCGGUGCGCCAGGCUACCCUCCGGGUCAACAAGGCCAACAAGGCCAACAACAAUUCGGUGGCCCUCCAAACCCUCAGCAGCAAGCCGCGUACAGGCAGGUUCUCCAGAGCUGCAUCAAUGAGAAGCAAUUACAGGGCAUGUACCCGCCAAACUCGCCUGCUCUUGACCAGAUCUUGAGCAGGAUCAGUAGCCAGGUGGACCAGCUCUGCGCUGCAUGGCGUGUUCCUCGCGAGGUUGGUCAAGAUAUCGUCAAGCUUGCCCUCUUCGAUGUGGUUCUCUAUAUCGAUGACAGUGGCUCUAUGCAGUUUGAGGAAAAUGGUGAACGUAUCAAAGAUCUCAAGCUCAUUAUCUCACGCGUUACCUUUGCCACCUCCUUGUUUGAUGAUGACGGUAUCCAGGUUCGCUUCAUGAACUCCAACGAACAGGGUAACAAUAUCCGGAAUGAGGGACAAGUCGAAGCUCUUAUGCAGCGUAUGCAAUUUAAGGGCCUCACCCCCAUGGGAACCAGCCUGAAGAACAAAGUUUUGGAGCCGCUGGUCCUCUCCCCAGCCAGAGCAGGUCAGCUUAGAAAGCCUGUCUUGGUCAUUACAGUCACAGAUGGCCAGCCUGCUGGAGAAGCUCAGGGUGCCGUAUUCGACGCCAUCCGUAGCGCAACCCAAGAGCUGCAAUCGAACCCAAGAUACGGCCGCGGGGCUGUCUCCUUCCAGUUUGCUCAGGUCGGAAACGAUUUGAAGGCCAGAGAGUUCUUAUCUAAGCUUGACGAGGAGCCCGGUAUUGGCGAGCUUGUCGACUGUACUUCCAACUUUGAGGUUGAACAGGAUGAAAUGUCUCGUGCAAACCCUCCUGUCGAUUUGACUCCCGAGCUCUGGCUUGCCAAAAUGAUGCUUGGCGCAAUUGACUCCUCUUACGACACCAAGGACGAGAAAACCCAGCGCGCUCCUGGAGGGCCACCACCCGGACAGUACAAUGCACCACCACCACAGGGGCAGUACGGCGGCUAUGGUCAACAGCCUCCCCCACAAGGUGGCUAUCCUGGAGGUGGUUACAACCAGCCACCACCACAAGGCGGUUACGGACAACCACCACAACAAGGUGGUUAUGGUCGUCCUCCAUCUGGCCCUCCUCAGGGCGGGCCAGGCUAUCCUCCACAAGGCGGAUAUGGUGCCCCACCACCAGGAGGCCGUUACUAG
Molecule: messenger RNA, 1431 nt
Organism: Microsporum canis CBS 113480
Lineage: Eukaryota; Fungi; Ascomycota; Eurotiomycetes; Onygenales; Arthrodermataceae
Product: RfeF
Exons: 4
Coding region: 1-1431 (476 amino acids)
Source: RefSeq, a predicted model, not a curated record